This is a messenger RNA of Anarrhichthys ocellatus (wolf-eel), 1666 nucleotides long. RefSeq names its product ankyrin repeat domain-containing protein 9. Gene Ontology annotation, molecular function: protein binding. NCBI's taxonomy places the organism in Eukaryota, Metazoa, Chordata, Actinopteri, Perciformes, Anarhichadidae. Bases 215 to 1135 code for a protein of 306 amino acids. The record is from RefSeq and is a predicted model, not a curated record. The transcript has a single exon.
AGAGCGAGAGAAGGAAUUCCGCAGCUGUCAAAGAGCGUGCAGGAAUGUGACGUUGAAGACGGGGAGGUAGUCUGCCCUUUAGCCUCGUUGUUUCCUAAGUAAACAUAACAAUGUGUCUCUGUUCCUGUAACUCCUUAGCUCUUCUAGUCAUGGUUCCGGAGCGAUGAAGGAACGCUGUGGAGCCCGUUGAUGACAUAACUUUACUCGGGUCGCCAUGGCCUCUCUAGCCGUAAGUUCAGCGGCUCAGAGCUUCGAGGAGCAUCGCAAGUCCUUCUCGCUGCUCUUUUACCGGGCUGUGCGGGACCUGAAGCCGGUCUGGAUGCUGGAGGACAUGCGCACGAUGGAGACGUUUUACCAGGAGGGGGACGCCUGCCACAGGACUUACACCCCGUCGGAGGCGCUGCUCUACGCUAUAGUCCACGACCACCAGGCGUACGCGCGCUAUCUACUCACCCGGUACAUCCACGAAGCGCUGGCGAAGCCCGGGGAGCGCUUCUGCCGCUGCCCGUCCCCUGCAUCCCCACACCUGGCCAUGGCCGUCCGCUACGACCGGCGCUACAUUCUCGGCCUCAUCUUGCAGGAGACUCACCGGAUAACCGGCUCGCCCUCUCGCUCCUCCACCUCUUUCUCCUCCUCCUGCGCGGACCGAGCCGGGUGUUUCCACAUGGAGGACGGCCGAACCCCUUUGCAUCUGGCCUGCGAGCUCCUGCUCCCCGAGGCGGUCGUCAUGCUGCUGGGGAGCGGGGCGUCCCCGCACGCCCCGGACCGCGACGGCUUGACGCCGCUGGACGUCCUUCUGCAGAAACUCGGGGAUUGCAGCAAGGAGACGAACGGCGCGGGGAGCAGGAGGCAGUGCCUGGACAACCUGCUCAUGUUCAUGCCGAAGGUUCACUUUAAGAUGAAGGGGGCUCUGAGCAGGGAGCCGGAGCGCUGGAGCGAGGUGCUGGGCGAGGAGACCUACAAGUACCUGGCAGAAAGGAGGCCGGCUCCGCUGAUCCUCUCCGCCAUGCAGACUGUUCUGAAGCAGCUGAGCCCUGCGACCUUCCUGGACAGCCUGCACGAGCUGCCCAUCCCCUCCUCCCUUAAACCACCGGGCCUGCUUCCUGUGACCCAGCGGGACAGGGUGGUGGUGUAGCCUUCAGUGUGACAAUGAUGCAUGCUCCACUAUUUUAGCAUGGUGUGUGUGUGUGUGUGUGUGUGUGUGUGUGUGUGUGGCCUGUAUGGCUACAAAGAGGUAACACUUCAUUAUAGGGCUGCACAAAUACCCAGUCAGGGAACAAAUGAAUAAAUCUUACCUACAGAUGUGACUUCAUACACACUGAUAGGCCACUGACUGACUUACUGUAGGCUGAUUGGAGCGUAGCGUUAGUUUAGCAGUGAAAGAACCAGGAAACAGCCAUAUUCAUUUUUUUACGCUAAUCCAGGCAUUAAUAAGCGGUUUGUUUGUCUAACCUCAUGCUAAAGUGUUACCUACUAAUACCACUGCUGUAGAGCCACUCUGAUGACAGUCAACUAACUGUGUUACUGUUGAUUUUUUAUUUAUUUGGGUUUCAUUUGAAUGUAAUGUUGAAAAAACAAAGUGGUCUUAUAGAUCAUUUAAGAGCAGUCAGGUGACUUGACAACUCUCUGGAUGAUUCUUUUUUAAAUAAAUAUGAAUUCAAGUGUC